GAAAAUACAGAGCAUUAAAAAGACUCUCUCUCUCUCUCUCACCAAACAUCCGAUGUUUCUUCCCCAGACAGAAUCCCCCUCUCUCUGUAUCUUCUUCAACAGUUUCCACAGAUCUUCCUGAAUGGGAUUUUCAAUAAUUAACGGUUUUUAAAAAUCACAAGUCGGGAUCUUUGACCAGAAAGCUUAUCUGGAUAUCAUUUCUGAUUCCUUUUCUCCAACUUUCUGAUCAGUGGCCAUCGUACAUCUCGUUUUUCUUCACGUAGAGGAGUCAAGGGUGGCCGCGGCAAAGAACAGAAAAGAGUGUCGAUUCAGGCUCGGAGAUGGAGGAGGAGCAUAAGAUCAGCAGCAGCAGCAGCAAGGGCAAAGACGUCGAUUCAGGCUCGGAGAGGUCUAUGCAGUGGAAGUCAGUUUUAGGAGAAACGUCCCAGAGAGCUUUGAAGAAGAUACGGAGCCCCGAUCAUCGGCAUAUCCCCUAUUAUCUCCUACCCUCGCCAUUUCCUUCCUCUGUCUCUGCUUUCCCCGAUCCAUCAAUCCAGCUUCCACAACAGUCAGGAUACGUUCCCAGCACCAACCAGCCAAGCCAAAGCCAGCAGCGGAUUAUCUCCUUUGCUCCUCAACAUCAGCAGCCAAUGGCUCAGCAGCGGCAGUAUCUUCUUCAGUAUUGGAGCCCGAGAGGAAGACUGGCGAUGAUGAACAGCUUAGGCCAAGAGGGUGGUCAGCUGAGGCCGUCCCUUCAGCCCUUCAGUGCCACAAAGCUAUACAGAGGAGUAAGGCAACGGCACUGGGGAAAGUGGGUUGCCGAGAUCCGUCUACCACGUAACAGGACGCGUCUCUGGCUUGGCACCUUCGAUACAGCCGAAGAAGCCGCCUUGGCUUAUGACCGUGAGGCCUUCAAGCUCAGAGGGGAAAACGCUCGGCUUAAUUUUCCCGAGCUGUUCGUCAAUAAAGAGAAUGCAUCAAACUCUUCGCAUCAGGAACAACAGGAAGUAAGCCGUGCCUUGCAUGAGCCGAGCAAGGAAACCUUGCAGAACGAGCAAGAGGCGGCUAAUGAAUCUAGAGUAGAUAAUCUUGACGAAGACUGGGGUAUCGGAUCUAGCGAAGCUGUGGCAGGGGAAGGUGUCGUCUGCGAUGCUGGGGAAAUGGGGUGGCGAGAGAUGGCUGAGGCAUGGUUCAAUGCGAUUCCAGAGGGCUGGGGACCUGGAAGUCCGGUUUGGGACGAUCUGGAUACAACCAACAAUCUUCUGCUGCAGCCUCAGCUUUCGUUUUCCAACCAGAAUCAACAUGAACCCUGUGAUGCACAGCCGGAAGACUCUUCCUCCCUUUCCUCGCCUUCUUGCCCCAUGAGGCCUUUCUUCUGGAAGGACCAAGACUGAGAAGGUGGCUUGUCCCCCAAGCUUCCUUUCUUUACCGUGAUUUCGGAACAAGGGAGUGAUUAUUAGGCAGCCAACUCCCCAGGUUAAUAAGUUCUCCGCGUCACCCGGUUUAUAUUCUUUUGCAUGUUCGAUGGUAUCUGAGUCAUAGGUUUACUUAGUACAGGACCCAAAUUAGACGGAGACAGUUUUUGUGAUCUCCCAUCCAGAUUCAUUCAGUCACCGACAUAUUUUUUUCCUGUCGGAGAACGUGAAUCAAUCUACUCCUUUACAUAGUUUAACUGCAUACAUAUCGGUCCUUGUCUUUUUCUAUUAGUGCAUAUCUCAUAUAAUAAUACGUAGUGUGUACCUUAAGAGUUCUCGUGCUAUAUUUGGUGUUCUCUCAAUCUCCAUCCAUGAAGCCUCUCAUAGCACAAGCUUCCACAACCCACGAAGCUUGGCGUUUCAAACUACGUAUCAAACAAAUUAAGGAUAGACAACGUUCCAUGGUCAGCCUAUGGAUCCCGAAUAUCUCUUUGACAUUCUCCUCUGGUUUCGGCCGAGUCUUCGUUUCCAGCAACAGACAUGGCAAAAACAGCAACGUCAGACCUGUCAUCAGUCAUGGCAGUGAUGCGUUUGGAGUCUUCUUCUUGUAUGACCAAGUUAUAAGCUUCUUCGAGGCUCGGCAAGGGUUGUCUGGAGAGGAGGUUCGAUGUUUAGAGUUUAGGGUUUAGGGUCGAAAAUGCAUGACAUCUUCCCACAACUUAGUGAGUUCGCUGAAAUAUGCUUCGACAGUCAUUCCUUAUUGUCGGCAAUUCGCCAAGUCGUUGUGUAGCUUCAGAAGGCGAGGUGCAUCGAUCUUUCGCAUAUUCGCGGUGAACAACGUCUGAUCGGAGAUCCGAUUCCAGAGUGUUUUUGAUCUAUGAUAUGAGCAGAGCAUUGUUCGUAUCUCAAUCUUCAAAGCAGAUUUCAGGACCAAUCCAUCAACAAAACCAAACUUCUUUCGAGACUUGAGAGUCUGAUGAAUGUUGACAGCCCAUUCAUCAUAAUUGUCGUCUCUCAACAACGGUUGCGAGAGGAUGAGACCCGGAUUAUCGUUGGGUGUGGUCAUAGGGAGAGAUUGUUCGUCGAGUGGCAACAAUGUUGGUUACCAUUGGAGUUGUCGCAGCCAUGGUCGGAUUCGAAGUCGGGGUCGGUUCGGAGGAUCUGUUUGUGUGGGAAGACAUGAGUGGGUAGCUUAGACCUGAUUUGCAUUGUUUCCAGACUCUGAUACCAUAUCACGGUACAUCCGAAAUGAGUAAAAAGAAAUCUGUCGUCCAUUCUCAUCUGCAACUCAAGGUAUAUUACAGACACGGGCGAUCCUUUAACCCAAAAUCUGAGAAGGAAAAUACAGAGCAAUAUGCAGAGUUCCCAUAUUGGGUUUGAUGUGCGAAUAUAGUCUAACUUCUAACGAAAUUAUUCAUUUUUUAUGAAUUGAAUAGCGGAAU
Messenger RNA from Tarenaya hassleriana, 2836 nucleotides. RefSeq names its product ethylene-responsive transcription factor ERF054. Gene Ontology annotation, biological process: regulation of DNA-templated transcription. The record is from RefSeq and is a predicted model, not a curated record. Gene Ontology annotation, molecular function: DNA-binding transcription factor activity; DNA binding. The coding region runs from base 321 to 1373 and encodes 350 amino acids. The transcript has a single exon. Lineage: Eukaryota; Viridiplantae; Streptophyta; Magnoliopsida; Brassicales; Cleomaceae.